Messenger RNA from Lepisosteus oculatus (spotted gar), 9573 nucleotides. It is a transcript of the gene itpr1b, whose product is annotated as inositol 1,4,5-trisphosphate receptor, type 1b. Gene Ontology annotation, cellular component: endoplasmic reticulum; membrane. Gene Ontology annotation, biological process: calcium ion transmembrane transport. Gene Ontology annotation, molecular function: inositol 1,4,5-trisphosphate-gated calcium channel activity; inositol 1,4,5 trisphosphate binding. Lineage: Eukaryota; Metazoa; Chordata; Actinopteri; Semionotiformes; Lepisosteidae. The record is from RefSeq and is a predicted model, not a curated record.
UAGUGCUCAUGUGGAGGUAGUGCAGAGCGGAGUGAAGAGGGGAGGUAAAGCGCUUAAAGAUCCGCCUCUUUUUUUCUAACGGGAGUUUAAAUAACAUGGAAUUAAAGGAAAACGGGAUCUGGAAAAUUAUCAUCCACUAAUUAAGGUUGAAGCGUUGCAGCUCCCAAGACCAGCUCUUCCUUGAGCGAAGGUAAAGUUGUAUGCAUCUCUGCAGUUUUAAAAGGAGAGAAGGAGGAAAUGAGAAAUGUCUGACAAAAUGUCUAGUUUCCUACACAUUGGAGAUAUUGUCUCUCUGUAUGCUGAGGGAUCAGUAAAUGGAUUUAUCAGUACUUUAGGUCUUGUAGAUGACCGCUGUGUGGUGCAGCCAGAGGCUGGGGAUCUUAAUAACCCUCCCAAGAAGUUUCGAGACUGCCUCUUCAAACUAUGUCCUAUGAACAGAUAUUCUGCACAGAAGCAGUUUUGGAAAGCUGCAAAACCUGGAGGAAACAGCACAACAGAUGCAGUGCUUUUGAAUAAAUUACAUCACGCUGCUGAUUUAGAAAAAAAGCAAAAUGAGUCUGAAAACAGAAAGCUGCUGGGAACAGUUAUACAGUACGGAAAUGUCAUUCAGCUGUUACACCUGAAAAGCAAUAAGUACCUGACCGUGAACAAGCGUCUGCCUGCCCUGCUGGAGAAGAAUGCCAUGAGAGUGACGCUAGACGCUGCGGGGAAUGAGGGUUCCUGGUUCUACAUCCAGCCCUUCUACAAACUGCGCUCAAUUGGGGACAGCGUGGUGAUAGGAGACAAGGUGGUCUUGAACCCUGUGAAUGCUGGACAGCCCCUGCACGCCAGCAGUCACCAACUGGUAGACAACCCAGGGUGCAAUGAGGUGAACUCUGUGAACUGUAAUACUAGCUGGAAGAUAGUUCUGUUCAUGAAGUGGAGUGACAACAAAGAGGUUAUUUUAAAAGGGGGAGAUGUAGUGCGGCUGUUCCACGCAGAGCAGGAAAAGUUUCUGACCUGCGACGAACAUCGUAAGAAGCAGUACGUGUUCCUCAGGACCACAGGACGCCAAUCAGCUACCUCAGCAACCAGCUCGAAAGCCCUAUGGGAGGUGGAGGUUGUCCAGCAUGACCCUUGUAGAGGUGGUGCUGGUUACUGGAACAGUCUGUUCAGAUUUAAGCACCUAGCCACUGGCCACUACCUGGCAGCAGAGGUAAACCCAGAUUACGAAGAAGAAUGCCAAGAAUCCCGAUCCUCUGUGGAUUCCGAGCAGGAGGCCCUGAGAGCGCGACUGCGUACUGCCCAGGAGAAGGUGAUGUACACUUUGGUGUCUGUGCCUGACGGAAAUGACAUCUCCUCCAUCUUUGAGCUGGACCCUACCACACUGAGAGGGGGUGACUCGCUGGUGCCCAGGAACUCCUACGUAAGGCUGAGACAUCUCUGCACUAACACAUGGGUUCACAGUACCAACAACCCCAUAGACAAGGAUGAAGAGAAGCCCGUUAUGCUUAGAAUUGGCACAUCUCCACUGAAAGAAGACAAAGAAGCUUUUGCAAUUGUCCCAGUGUCCCCAGCUGAAGUGCGAGAUUUGGACUUUGCCAAUGAUGCCAGUAAAGUGUUGGCUUCUAUAGCUGGCAAACUGGAGAAAGGAACAAUAACCCAGAAUGAAAGGAGGUUUGUAACAAAGCUGCUGGAGGACUUGGUCUUCUUUGUUGUGGACAUUCCGAAUAACGGCCAGGACGUGCUUGAAAUAAUGGUCAACAAGCCAAACAGGGAACGGCAGAAGCUAAUGAGAGAGCAAAACAUCCUGAAACAGAUCUUCAAGCUGCUACAGGCACCCUUCACCGACAGUGGGGACGGACCCAUGUUGCGACUGGAGGAGCUGGCGGACCAGCGGCACGCCCCCUUCAGGCACAUCUGCAGACUGUGCUACAGGGUCUUGAGGCACUCUCAGCAGGACUACAGGAAAAACCAGGAGUACAUUGCUAAGCAAUUUCGCUUCAUGCAGAAGCAAAUUGGAUAUGAUGUACUGGCUGAAGACACAAUUACUGCCUUGUUGCACAACAACCGGAAACUUCUAGAAAAACACAUCACUGCUGCAGAGAUUGACACCUUUGUCAGUUUAGUAAGAAAAAACCGGGAGCCCAGAUUCCUGGAUUACUUGUCAGAUCUGUGCGUGUCAAUGAACAAAUCGAUUCCGGUCACCCAGGAGCUCAUCUGUACUGCAGUCCUGGACUCUGCUAAUUCAGACAUUCUUAUUGAGACAAAGUUGGUGCUGUCGCGAUUCGAGAUUGAAGGUAUCCCAUGUGGGGACAGCCCCCUGGAAUCGGAGGAAGAUGAAGAGGAGGUGUGGUUAUUUUGGAAGGACAGCAACAAGGAGAUCCGCAGCAAGAGCAUUCGCGAGCUGGCCCAGGAUGCCAAGGAAGGGCAGAAGGAGGACCAGGAGGUCAUUAGCUACUACCGGUAUCAGUUAAACUUGUUUGCUCGAAUGUGUCUGGACCGUCAGUAUCUGGCCAUCAAUAAGAUUUCCAGCCAGCUGGAUGUUGAUCUCAUCCUCCGCUGUAUGUCGGAUGAGGACCUGCCCUUUGAUCUCAGGGCAUCCUUCUGCCGUCUGAUGUUACACAUGCAUGUGGAUCGUGACCCCCAAGAGCAGGUUACCCCAGUCAAGUAUGCCCGUCUGUGGUCAGAGAUCCCUUCCAAAAUCGCCAUUGAUGAUUAUGACAACAAUGGAACUUCAAAGGAUGAAAUCAAGGAGAGGUUUGCCCAGACAAUGGAAUUUGUGGAGAGUUAUUUGAGAGAUGUCGUUGUUCAAAACUUCCCCUUUGCGGACAAGGAAAAAAAUAAACUCACCUUUGAGGUGGUGAAUUUAGCCCGAAACCUCAUUUAUUUUGGGUUCUACAAUUUCAACGAUCUUUUGAGAUUGACCAAAAUCCUACUGGCUAUCUUGGACUGUGUCCAUGUCACUACAAUCUUUCCAAUCAACAAGUUGGAAAAGGGAGAUGAAGCCAAAGGCAGCAAUGUCAUGAGGUCCAUCCAUGGAGUGGGGGAGCUGAUGACCCAGGUGGUUUUGAGAGGAGGGGGGUUUCUCCCAGCAUCCACAAAUAAUCCCCCAGAUGGGGAUGUUGUUAAAACACAGACUGAACCAGAGAAAGAAGACAUCUUAGUCAUGGACACCAAGCUGAAGAUCAUUGAAAUCCUCCAGUUCAUUCUAAAUGUGAGGCUGGACUACAGGAUAUCAUGUCUCUUGUGCAUCUUUAAACGGGAGUUCGAUGAAAGCAAUUCUCAGUCAGACCUGUCUUCAGGCAACAGUCAAGAUGGACACAACAAUAUGCAAGGAGCUCUCGAUUUUGAACACAUCGAGGAGCAAGCGGAGGGGAUUUUUGGCGGAAGUGAGGAGAACACACCCUUGGACCUGGACGACCAUGGAGGGAGGACAUUUCUGCGUGUCCUGCUGCAUCUCACCAUGCAUGACUACCCCCCGCUGGUGUCCGGGGCUCUCCACCUGCUCUUCAGACACUUCAGCCAGAGGCAGGAGGUCCUGCAAGCAUUCAAACAGGUUCAGCUCCUUGUCACAAGCCAGGACGUUGACAACUACAAGCAGAUCAAGUCGGACCUGGAUCAGCUGAGGUCCAUUGUGGAGAAGUCAGAGUUGUGGGUUUAUAAGCGACAGGGUCCUGAUGAGGGAAUAGACGCAGGAGAUGGGCCAGCUGGUGACACGGAGCGCAAGACAAAGGGAGAUGCAAAUGCAAGUGGUUCAGAUAAAGCAAAGAAGCCCGAAAGCACCAGCAGCUAUAAUUACAGAGUAGUGAAGGAGAUCUUGAUCAGGCUCAGUAAACUGUGUGUCCAGGAGGGUUCAUCUGGCAGGAAGAGCAAGAAACAGCAGCAGAGACUCUUGAGGAAUAUGGGUGCUCACACAGUGGUACUGGAGUUACUGCAGAUCCCUUAUGAGAAGGGGGAGGACAUCCGUAUGCAAGAGAUCAUGAAACUGGCUCAUGAGUUCCUGCAGAAUUUCUGUGCUGGGAAUCAACAGAACCAGGCGCUGCUUCACAAACAUAUCAACCUCUUCCUCAACCCAGGGAUCCUGGAAGCUGUGACUAUGCAGCACAUCUUCAUGAACAAUUUUCAGCUGUGCAGUGAAAUCAGCGAGCGCGUGGUGCAGCACUUUGUCCACUGUAUUGAGACCCACGGCCGAAAUGUCCAGUAUCUCAAGUUCCUUCAGACCAUUGUCAAAGCGGAAGGGAAGUUCAUCAAGAAGUGCCAGGAUAUAGUCAUGGCUGAGCUGGUGAAUGCCGGAGAGGACGUCCUGGUCUUUUACAAUGACCGGGCCUCCUUCCAGACCCUCGUGCUGAUGAUGCGCUCCGAGAGGGACCGCAUGGACGAGAACAGCCCCCUAAUGUAUCACAUCCACCUGGUGGAGCUGCUGGCCGUGUGCACAGAGGGCAAAAACGUCUACACCGAGAUCAAGUGCAACUCGCUGCUCCCUCUGGAUGACAUUGUCAGGGUGGUGACGCACGAGGACUGCAUUCCUGAAGUGAAAAUUGCAUACAUCAACUUUUUGAAUCACUGCUAUGUGGACACUGAAGUGGAGAUGAAAGAAAUCUAUACCAGCAAUCACAUGUGGAAACUUUUUGAGAAUUUCCUGGUUGACAUAUGCAGGGUCUGCAACAAUACAAGCGACAGGAAGCACGCAGACAUCAUCUUGGAGCGCUAUGUGACGGAGACAGUGAUGAGCAUUGUCACCACCUUCUUCAGCUCCCCCUUCUCUGACCAGAGUACCAGUUUACAGGUCUUUCGUAACAUAUAUGCUUCGAUUCUGGGGAAAAUAACAGAGACUCGGCAGCCAGUGUUUGUGCAGCUCCUGCAGGGUGUGUUCAGGGUCUACCACUGUAACUGGCUGAUGCCGGUCCAGAAAGGCUCGGUCGAGGGAUGCAUUAAGGUGCUCUCUGACGUGGCCAAAAGCAGAGCUAUAGCCAUUCCUGUGGACCUGGACAGCCAAGUGAAUAACCUGUUCCUGAAAUCCCACAACAUUGUCCAGAAGACAGCCAUGAGCUGGCGGAUGUCGGCCCGCAACGCAGCACGGAGGGACUCUGUGCUGGCUGCCUCCCGAGACUACAGGAACAUCAUAGAGAGGCUACAGGACAUCGUGUCUGCGCUGGAGGACCGGCUGCGGCCCCUUGUCCAGGCCGAGCUCAGCGUGCUGGUCGACGUUCUUCAUCGGCCGGAGCUGCUCUUCCCAGAAAACACUGACGCGCGGAGGAAGUGCGAGAGUGGCGGGUUUAUCUGCAAGCUGAUAAAGCACACUAAACAGCUGCUGGAGGAGAAUGAGGAACGGCUGUGUAUUAAAGUCCUGCAGACCUUGAGGGAGAUGAUGACCAAAGACAGAGGCUAUGGGGAGAAGCUGAUUGCCUUUGAUGAUGAAAUGAAUGUGGAUGAGCUGGUCCCUCCUCCCGAGCCGGAAAUCCCAGCUGAGGAGCUUGAUCAAAACCAGCCCCAGAAGCAACUGGAGGAUCAGAAAAGGGGUGAAGCACUCAGGCAAAUUUUGGUGAAUCGUUACUAUGGAAACUUCAGGCCUGGAGGAAGGAGAGAGAGCAUCACAAGUUUCAGCAAUGGCCCACUGACCCCAGGUGGACCUAGCAAACCACAGGGAGGUGGAGGCGGGGGGUCUGGGGUUCUGAGCCGUGGGGAGAUGAGCCUAGCAGAGGUGCAAUGUCACCUGGAUAAGGAAGGGGCCUCAGACCUGGUCAUAGAUCUCAUCAUGAAUGCCACCAGCGAUCGCGUCUUCCAGGAGAGCAUCCUGCUAGCCAUCGCCCUGCUAGAGGGGGGAAACACGACCAUACAGCGUUCCUUCUAUUGCCGCCUGACAGAGGACAAGAAGUCCGAGAAGUUCUUCAAGGUGUUUUAUGACCGGAUGAAAUUAGCCCAGCAGGAGAUCAAAGCCACCGUCACGGUCAACACCAGCGACCUCGGCAAUAAGAAGAAGGACGAUGACGCUUCUGACCGCGAUGUGCCAGUCCGCAAGAAAGCCAAAGAUGCCACAGCCCAGAUCACAGAGGAGGUACGCGAGCAACUGCUGGAGGCCUCCUCUGCCACCAAGAAAGCCUACAAUUCCUACCGCAGGGAGGCCGACUCGGAGGAGCAUUUCGUCUCCGGCGACGGCCAGCCCACUUCAGGAGACAAAAACAAGGACGACGGCGAAAUGAGCACCGUCAUCUCCAUCAUGCAGCCCAUCCUCCGCUUCCUGCAGCUGCUGUGUGAGAACCACAACCGAGACUUGCAGAACUUUCUUCGUUGUCAGAAUAACAAAACAAACUAUAAUCUGGUAUGCGAGACCCUGCAGUUCCUGGACUGUAUCUGUGGCAGCACCACAGGGGGGCUGGGGCUCCUGGGCCUUUAUAUCAAUGAGAAGAAUGUGGCCCUUAUCAAUCAGACUGUGGAGAGCCUCACUGAGUACUGCCAGGGCCCCUGCCAUGAGAACCAGAACUGCAUUGCUACACAUGAGUCGAAUGGAAUUGACAUUAUCAUUGCCCUGAUUCUCAAUGACAUCAAUCCCCUGGGUAAGAAGAGAAUGGAUUUAGUGCUGGAACUUAAGAACAAUGCUUCGAAGCUGCUGUUGGCAAUCAUGGAAAGCCGCCAUGACAGUGAAAAUGCAGAGAGAAUACUUUACAACAUGAGGCCGAAGGAGCUGGUGGAAGUGAUCAAGAAGGCAUAUCUGCAGGGAGAGUUGGAUUUUGAGGAUACCGAUGAGGAGGGAGAAAAUGGGGAAGAUCAUGCAGCCUCUCCCCGCAACGUGGGUCACAACAUCUACAUUCUGGCGCAUCAGCUGGCUCGCCACAACAAGGAGCUCCAGCACAUGCUGAAGCCUGGAGGCCAGAAUGGAGAAGGAGAUGAGGCGCUGGAGUUUUACGCCAAGCACACUGCUCAGAUCGAGAUUGUGCGGCAGGAUCGCACCAUGGAGCAGAUCGUAUUCCCCGUCCCCAACAUCUGUGAGUUUCUCACCAACGAGUCAAAGCUGAGGGUUUACUACACCACCGAGCGGGAUGAGCAGGGCAGCAAGAUCAAUGACUUCUUCCUGAGAUCGGAAGACCUCUUUAACGAGAUGAACUGGCAGAAGAAGCUGCGAGGUACACAAGAGGCUGUUGGUAACACAAACACGGUUCCCUCCCAGCCUGUGCUCUACUGGUGCUCCCGCAAUAUGUCCUUCUGGAGCAGCAUCUCCUUCAACCUGGCUGUGCUCAUGAACCUGCUGGUCGCUUUCUUCUAUCCUCUGGAGGGAAUCCGGGGAGGUACACUCGAGCCACACUUGUCAGCCCUUCUGUGGAUGGGAAUGUUUGUGUCUCUGGCCAUAGUGAUUGCAUUGCCCCAGCCUCAUGGAAUAAGAGCUCUGAUCGCCUCCACCAUUCUGCGGCUGAUAUUCUCAGUCGGUCUGGAGCCAACUCUGUUCCUGCUUGGUGCUUUCAAUGUUUGCAAUAAAAUUAUCUUCCUGAUGAGUUUUGUGGGAAAUCGUGGAACUUUCACCCGUGGGUAUAAAGCUAUGAUCCUGGACAUGGAGUUCCUCUAUCAUCUUCUGUACCUGAUUAUCUGUAGUCUGGGGGUGUUUGUCCAUGUAUUCUUCUACAGCCUGCUGCUGUUUGAUUUGGUUUAUAGAGAAGAGACGCUGCUUAAUGUCAUUAAGAGUGUGACGCGUAAUGGCCGUUCAAUUAUCCUGACCGCUGUGCUCGCGCUCAUCCUCGUCUAUCUCUUCUCCAUUGUUGGGUACAUCUUCUUCAAAGAUGACUUCAUCCUGGAGGUCGAUAGGAUACCAAACAAAACACUAGAAAGUGGAUCCAGUAUGGCAGGGGAGUUUCUGUCUUCAGGAGUCUGUCGGGCAGACAGUGGUGAAAACUGUUCAGCUCAGCCUAUCGAAGCUCACAGUACAGAGUCGACUGUGUUCGAAGAUAAGGAGCGGACCUGCGAGUCCUUGCUGAUGUGCAUCGUCACUGUGCUGAGCCACGGGCUGAGGAGUGGGGGCGGUGUGGGGGACGUGCUCCGCAAGCCAUCCAAGGAGGAGCCUCUCUUUGCUGCCCGUGUGAUCUAUGACCUCCUGUUCUUCUUCAUGGUCAUUAUCAUUGUCCUCAACCUGAUCUUUGGAGUCAUCAUUGACACCUUCGCCGAUCUCAGGAGUGAGAAACAGAAAAAGGAGGAAGUCCUGAAGACAACCUGCUUUAUUUGUGGUCUUGAACGAGACAAAUUUGACAACAAGACGGUGACAUUUGAGGAGCACAUCAAGGAGGAACACAACAUGUGGCAUUACCUUUUCUUCAUAGUCCUGGUGAGAGUGAAGGACUCCACAGAGUACACUGGGCCUGAGAGCUAUGUAGCAGAAAUGAUCAAGGAGCACAACCUUGACUGGUUCCCCCGGAUGCGCGCCAUGUCCUUGGUCAGCAGCGACGCCGAGGGGGAGCAGAAUGAGAUCCGCAACCUGCAGGAGAAGCUGGAGUCGACCAUGAAACUGGUCUCCAACCUGUCGGGCCAGCUGACGGAACUCAAAGAACAGAUGACUGAACAGAGGAAGCAGAAGCAAAGAAUUGGACUUCUUGGCCACCCUCCCCACAUGAAUAUGAACCCACAGCAGCCAGCCUGAGAGAGAAGGCAGAAGACUAUCUUUAUUUUUUCUUAGAAGCCAGACUAAAGUGGAACUGCCAAGCUAUGUAGAGGUCCACGCUUCAACUACUGAAUCGCAAUGUGUGAGUGUGUAGUGCACCAGUAGCAACAAACAGAAAUAACUAGUCGUAUCAGAGUUCAGGCCACAUAGGUAUAAGACUUUGUAGCUCAUCCCUGUUUUGUUUUGUUUUUGGAUUUGGUGCCAAACUUUUCUAAAUAAAAAAAGUGAAUUAUAAUAAAAUGGCCUUUACUGGAUGAACUUGAAACACAGCAGGGCUGUACCGGAUAGUAAGAAGCGGAACGAGAGAAAUUUGUUGAAAGACAUUUUCAUUUUUUUAUUUAAAACAGUAGAGCAAGCAGUAUUUAAUGUCUUAUUUUUGUAUGAUGUGCAAUAUGAAUACUUUAAUAUGCAACCACCAUAAUGUGUAAUCCUUAUGUCUUAAAGGGAAGGUACAAUUUUUAAAAGUUUUUUUUUUUGGUUUCUCUAGUAGAGUUUGUUUGCAAAGGACUUCAGGUACAGUUCUAAACUGAAUAACGAGUCCACAUGGACCAGUGGUAUUGAAUACACUGAUUCCAUUGAGUACAGGCUCUGUUCUUCUGACUCUUAAGUACCAUAAAUAAAGUUCUUCACAUAAAUUAUUAAUGGACAGUGUUUGUUUAGAGACAAUAAAUAGCAUCUUAUUCUCAUUUGAAAAUAAGAAAUUUUAUGUCUUAAAUUAAACAUAAUGCUCAUGCCAUCUGUGUUGUAUGUGUUUUAAAACUGCCUUUAUGAUAUUUACCUUUAUAUCCAGAUGUCUUUUAAACUUAGUAGUCUUUGGACAGCAAAUUUUGGUAGAGCCCAAAACUAUAGAACCCACUAUAAUAAUUUGAUUUUUUUUUCUUUUUAUUUCUGUUUAGUAUCACAGACACUUAUUAUCUUGUACUUGUUACAUAUAGUUCUUCUGUGACUCU